This is a messenger RNA of Phytophthora nicotianae INRA-310, 1227 nucleotides long. RefSeq lists its product as hypothetical. Gene Ontology annotation, molecular function: single-stranded DNA 3'-5' DNA exonuclease activity. Lineage: Eukaryota; Oomycota; Peronosporomycetes; Peronosporales; Peronosporaceae. The transcript has a single exon. Gene Ontology annotation, cellular component: cytosol. The coding region runs from base 77 to 1075 and encodes 332 amino acids. The record is from RefSeq and is a predicted model, not a curated record.
GUUCAGAAAAUAGCAAAUAGUCACUAAAAUUAAACUGUCACUAAGAAGGGGUAAGAUAGUGAAUAUUUGCAAGAUCAUGCCCUACAAGCACGACGAGGUGUCCACCAACCUCUGGUACUACGUGCACGACGCCACCGCGCACCCUGCGAAGCACCACCACAAGAAGUCACACCACAAGAGGCACCACCACAAACCAGCGUCGAAAACCGCGAAAAUGGCUCUAAAAUCCACAUCGAGAUCGACUAAAGAAGCGGUUUUGGAGCUUUUCGACUUCGACUGCAAUUUGACACACGAAGAUCUUCGUGAUAACGUCGCUGCUUUAAUGCAGCAAGCUGCAGCUGUCGGUGUCAAGGAGAUGCUGGUGCCAGGCGCCACUAUUGAGGAGUCUCAACGAGCCAUCGAGCUCUGCAGACAACACCCGACCAAGCUCUUCCCGACGGCAGGAGUGCACCCUUACACUGCACGAGCAAUGCCAAAAGACGAGGAAUUGAGUACUCUGCGAGGUCUCAUGGAGAUGGAGGAAGUCCGGGCAGUGGGGGAGUGUGGCCUGGACUACUCGCCUAAGUUUCCCGAGCCAGAGUUCCAGAAAAAGUGGUUUGCCGAGCAACUAUCGAUGGCCUGUGCGCUUAAGAAGCCUUUGUUCCUCCAUGAGCGUCUGGCACAUGAAGAUUUUAUCCAGCUGAUCGAUGAAGCGAAGCAAAAGGCCAAUGGAUAUUUCCCUCCGGCAGUGGUGCACUGCUUCACUGGCAAUGAAGACGAAUUGAAAGCGUACAUUGCACGCGGUGACGACUGGUACAUCGGCAUUACGGGGUUUAUCUGCAAGAAACAAGGAGCUGCAUUGAAGGAAAUGGUCAAACACGUGCCGCUGGAUCGUCUUGUAUUGGAGACGGAUGCGCCAUACAUGGGCUUCCCCAAAUGUCGACGCGCAGAGGCUACAGAUGCCAAGAAACAGUACCCAAAUGUGCCCAGUGCGAUGCCACUGGUGGCUCAAGCCGUGGCUACUGCUUGGGGCCGCUCGCCACAGGAGAUUGCCAAGAUCACUAGAGCCAACGCUCGUCGCUUCCUACGUCUAUAAGAAACUGAGGUAGAUGGCAUUUGCAGGCAUUCCAUAGAUACUUGUAAGUGUUAAACUGUCCUAAGUCGUAGCGUUGGCUAUCCCCACGCUUGGAACUACAAACUAUACGUAAUAAACUCUGGGAAUCUCCCCAGUCUCUUUUUCUUCCUAUA